Messenger RNA from Miscanthus lutarioriparius, 858 nucleotides. Lineage: Eukaryota; Viridiplantae; Streptophyta; Magnoliopsida; Poales; Poaceae. The record is from the annotation of a GenBank genome assembly.
AUGCUCGUCUCCCUCUCCCGCUCAGUCUCUUGCAAUCCAAGGUUCAGAGCUCUCCAGCCGUCCAGCGCAGCCAUGGUUCUUCAUCAAGCCGCAUUCCUUGUGGCACUCGUCGCCGCCGCCUCCACUUGGUCGUCGUCGUCGGCGAGCUCCUGGACGUGGACGACGAGCGCACCCGCCGCAUCGUGCUCCGGCGCGGGAACCUUCGCGGCCGACAGCGCGUUCGCGGGCAACCUCCACCGGCUGAUGUCCCUCCUCGAGGCCAAGGCCCCCGCCGCCGGGGGGUUCGACAUCGCCACGGUGGGCGCCGAUUCCGGCGGCGGCGAGCGCGUGCACGGCCUCGCGCUGUGCCGCGGCGACGUGGCGCGCGCUGCGUGCGCGCGGUGCAUCCGGUCCGCGCGGUCGCACGCGCGGCGCGUGUGCGCGCACAAGACGGACGCCGUCGUCUGGCUCGACGCCUGCACGCUCCGCUACUCCUCGGCCCCCUUCUUCGGCGAGGUCGACCGGGACCACCGCGCCUUCGCGCCCGACGUCGUCGCGCUCCGGGGCGCUGCGGCGGCGAGGUCGGCCGAGCUCGACAGCGACGUCGCCGCCCUGCUGAAGCGGCUCACCAGGACGGCGUACCUCUCGCCGCUGCUGUUCGCCGCUGGGGACGCCGUGACAACGGCGGCCGGCGGCCAGCAGCAGAGGCUGCGCGCCAUGGCGCAGUGCACCAAGGACCUCUCCGGCGGGGACUGCAAGGCCUGCCUGGAGGCCGCCAUUGCGCAGCUGAUGGCUAGGGGGUGCGCGCCGGAGGGCGUUAGGGUGCUGGGCGGAAGCUGCAGCCUCAGAUACGAGCUGUCCCCGUUCUUUGACUCCUAA